Ascochyta rabiei is the source of this 930-nucleotide messenger RNA. Its product is annotated as target of Sbf. Bases 1 to 930 code for a protein of 309 amino acids. The transcript is spliced from 3 exons. Gene Ontology annotation, cellular component: fungal-type cell wall. NCBI's taxonomy places the organism in Eukaryota, Fungi, Ascomycota, Dothideomycetes, Pleosporales, Didymellaceae. The record is from RefSeq and is a predicted model, not a curated record.
AUGCGGCCUUCGACUACCGAAGCUUUGGAUCCCACAACGUCAAGUUUCGAUUGUGAGUGUCGCAGUCGUACGACAAUCACCAAAGACCUCGAGCGUCAUCCCAUGGCUACGUUGGGGUCCGGGCCAGGGCACCCUUCAACCCCAAUCAUAGACAAAGCCGAAGUUCACAAAAGAGCUGCAGCUUGGGAUCGUAUUGCAUACUACUCGUCGGCAGCGCCAGCUCAAGCAACGGGGCUCUCGUUCCUUGCGAACCUGGGAGAUCCACAGAAGUCUGGUACCUUUGACUAUGCAUUUGGCAACUCACUGAGCUUUGUUACUCCCGCUAGCAACAGGGUCGCAUCCGAGAGCGAAGCUUUCGCUGGCACGCUUGAUACGUCCGAGUACGAGAUCGCAGUCUUCUCUGACAAGGAGUGCGAUGUCGAUUGUCCGUACUGGAGACCGAAUGCUACAUCACAUUACGGUUGGGCUGGCUCUUCAAAAGCUUUCUUCAUCGAGUUUCAAAUGGACCACUAUCAGAACCGCGGUACGGACCAAGGCCUGAUCUCCGACGCACCAGCAUGGUGGUUUCUUAACGCGGCCAUUCCCCGCAUCCUCCAGUAUGGCAAUGAUCGCAACAACAUACCCUGCUCUUGCUGGUCGACAGGUUGCGGAGAGUUUGACGCCUUCGAAGUCCUCGGGAACGGAGAGGAAAGGGCCAAGAGCACCCUGCACCGGCAAGGGAACUUGGAAGGAGGUGAUUCGAACUAUUUCAAGAGGCCUGUUGGUAGAAGUUUGAAGUUCGCAGUGGUGUGGCACUACCCACACAUGACUGCAACGGUGCUAGAUGAAGACUACGACUUCCCAGAGGCAUUGACCGAAGACGAGAUAGAGAGCCUGAUAGCAUACGAUCCGGACAGCUGGGUGCACUCGAUGUUUCCUGUAGGCGACUGA